Molecule: messenger RNA, 4401 nt
Organism: Cinclus cinclus
Lineage: Eukaryota; Metazoa; Chordata; Aves; Passeriformes; Cinclidae
Gene: COL5A2
Product: collagen type V alpha 2 chain
Exons: 54
Coding region: 1-4401 (1466 amino acids)
Molecular function (GO): extracellular matrix structural constituent; protein binding
Source: RefSeq, a predicted model, not a curated record
AUGUGUGCAUAUGGAGAAGAUGGUGAAGAAGUAGCCUGCACUCAGAAUGGACAGGUGUACUUGAACAGGGAUAUUUGGAAGCCCUCACCAUGCCAAAUCUGUGUCUGUGACAAUGGAGCUAUUCUUUGCGACGAGAUCCUGUGUCAAGAUCUGCUGGAGUGUGAGAACCCCCAGGUGCCCCCAGGAGAGUGCUGUCCUGUGUGUCCCCAUACAUCACGGGAUUUUGACCCCACCAUAGGUAGAGGAAGAAAGGGACAAAAAGGAGAACCUGGAAUAGUGCCACCUGUUUCAGGCAUACGAGGCCGCCCGGGACCAGCCGGACCUCCAGGCUCACAAGGUCCACGAGGAGAACGAGGACCAAAGGGAAGACCUGGUCCUCGUGGUCCUCAAGGGAUUGAUGGGGAGCCUGGUAUCCCUGGCCAGCCUGGUGACCCUGGUCCUCCAGGGCAUCCCACUCACCCAGGACCAGAUGGAAUAAGCAGGCCCUUUUCAGCUCAGAUGGCAGGACUGGAUGAGAAGUCUGGACUUGGUAGUCAGAUGGGACUGAUGCCUGGUGCAGUGGGUCCAGUGGGUCCAAGAGGUCCUCAGGGUCUCCAAGGAAAACAAGGUGGUGCUGGCCCCACAGGCCCACCUGGUGAACCUGGAGAUCCAGGACCUAUGGGGCCAGUUGGUUCUCGUGGACCAGAGGGACCUCCAGGCAAACCUGGUGAAGAUGGUGAACCUGGUAGACCAGGACAAUCUGGUGAGCCUGGAUUUCCAGGAUCUCCAGGCCCUCGAGGCUUUCCUGGUGCUCCUGGUCUCCCAGGCCUCAAGGGUCACCGGGGAUUGAAAGGACUUGAUGGUCCAAAAGGUGAAAUUGGAGCAGCUGGAGCAAAGGGAGAGUCUGGACCGACCGGAGCCAUGGGUCCCACAGGUCCUCUAGGCCCUAGGGGAAUGCCAGGAGAAAGAGGACGGAUUGGACCACAGGGUGCCCCUGGUGGACGUGGCCAGCAUGGCAUGCCUGGGAAGCCAGGCCCAAUGGGCCCACUUGGCAUAACUGGAUCUCCAGGUUUUCCUGGAAUUCCUGGUGUAAAGGGUGAAGCAGGUCCAACAGGUCCUCGUGGUCCUGAAGGUCCUCAAGGACAAAGAGGUGAAACAGGUCCUCAGGGCCCAGCUGGGUCACAAGGUCUUCCUGGUGCUGAAGGGACAGAUGGCUCCCCUGGUGCAAAGGGCCCUACUGGAUCUCCAGGCACUGGAGGCCCCCCUGGACUGUCAGGGCCCCCAGGUUCCCCAGGACCCCAGGGCAGCACCGGUCCCCCCGGCAUUCGAGGCCAGCCAGGAGACCCUGGUGUCCCAGGUUUCAAGGGGGAAGCAGGACCCAAAGGUGAACCUGGCCCACAAGGUCCCCAGGGUCCCAUUGGCCCGAUAGGUGAAGAAGGAAAAAGAGGUCCUCGUGGUGAUCCAGGGUCAGUAGGUCCACCAGGUCCUGUUGGAGAGAGGGGUGCUCCUGGUAACCGUGGUUUUCCAGGUUCUGAUGGCUUGCCUGGACCAAAGGGAGCCCAAGGAGAGCGUGGUCCUGCAGGAUCUUCUGGACCUAAAGGAGGUCAGGGAGAUCCUGGACGUCCUGGUGAACCUGGCCUUCCAGGUGCAAGGGGUUUAACUGGAAAUCCAGGUGUUCAAGGCCCUGAAGGAAAACUUGGCCCCUUGGGUGCUCCUGGGGAAGAUGGACGUCCAGGUCCAGCAGGUUCCUUAGGAAUCAGAGGUCAGCCAGGCAGCAUGGGCCUUCCUGGGCCAAAGGGUAGCAGUGGUGAUCCUGGAAAACCUGGUGAAGCAGGCAAUGCAGGAGUCCCAGGACAGAGAGGAGCCCCUGGUAAAGAUGGUGAAGUUGGUCCUUCUGGUCCUGUUGGCCCACCAGGUCUGGCAGGAGAAAGAGGAGAGCAAGGCCCUCCAGGUCCUACAGGGUUUCAGGGCUUGCCUGGGCCACCAGGUCCUCCAGGUGAGGGAGGAAAGCCAGGUGAUCAGGGUGUGCCUGGAGAUCCUGGAGCUGUUGGUCCAUUGGGCCCCAGGGGAGAACGUGGCAACCCAGGGGAAAGGGGAGAGCCAGGUGCCUCAGGACUCCAGGGUGAAAAGGGCAUGGCUGGAGGCCACGGUCCCGAUGGCCCAAAGGGAAGCCCAGGCCCUAGUGGGACACCUGGUGAUCCAGGCCCACCGGGUCUUCAGGGCAUGCCUGGAGAGAGAGGGAUUGCUGGAACACCUGGCCCAAAGGGUGAUAGAGGCGGCGUAGGUGAGAAAGGUGCUGAAGGUACAGCUGGCAAUGAUGGGGCAAGAGGUCUCCCUGGUCCAAUAGGUCCAAUGGGUCCAGGAGGUCCCACUGGUGAAAAGGGUGAACCAGGUCCUCGAGGUCUAGUUGGUCCUCCUGGUUCUCGUGGAAACCCUGGUUCCCGAGGAGAAAAUGGCCCAACUGGUGCUGUUGGUUUUGCUGGCCCCCCGGGCCCUGAUGGUCAGCCUGGUGUGAAAGGUGAGCCUGGAGAACCUGGACAGAAAGGAGAUGCAGGAUCUCCAGGACCACAGGGUCUUGCUGGGUCUCAUGGCCCCCCAGGCCCUCCAGGUGUUCCUGGUCUGAAAGGUGGUAGAGGAACUCAGGGUCCACCUGGUGCUACUGGAUUCCCAGGAUCUGCUGGAAGAGUUGGGCCUCCAGGACCUACUGGAGCCCCAGGGCCAGCUGGGCCUAUUGGUGAGCCAGGAAAAGAAGGUCCCCCAGGUCUUCGUGGUGACCCUGGUUCUCAUGGCCGUGUGGGAGAUCGAGGGCCAGCUGGGCCUCCUGGUGGCCCUGGAGACAAGGGUGACCCGGGGGACGACGGGCAGCCGGGCCCCGAUGGCCCCCCUGGUCCAGCAGGAACUACUGGUCAGAGAGGAAUUGUUGGAAUGCCGGGACAGCGAGGGGAGAGGGGCAUGCCUGGGCUGCCAGGGCCUGCAGGUACCCCAGGAAAGCAAGGUCCCACGGGGCCACCUGGUGACAAAGGUCCCCCAGGACCUAUUGGCCAGUCAGGUGCCACUGGGCCUGUAGGUGAAGCUGGUCCAGAAGGACCUGCUGGUAACGAUGGUACUCCUGGACGAGAUGGAGCUGUUGGAGAACGUGGUGAUCGUGGUGAACCUGGCCCUGCAGGCUUACCAGGUUCUCCAGGAGGUCCAGGAACUCCAGGUCCUGUUGGCCCUCCAGGAGAUGCAGGUCAAAGAGGUGAAACUGGUUCCCGAGGUCCCAUGGGUCCCCCAGGUCGUGCAGGAAAAAGAGGUUUGCCUGGUCCCCAAGGACCUCGUGGUGACAAAGGUGACAAUGGAGAUCGAGGUGAUAGGGGCCAGAAAGGACACAGGGGUUUCACUGGGCUUCAAGGCCUUCCUGGCCCUCCUGGUCCAGUUGGUGAGCAGGGCAGUCCUGGCAUUCCAGGCCCAUUUGGUCCUCGGGGUCCUCCAGGUCCAGUUGGUCCUUCUGGAAAAGAUGGAAGUCCUGGUCCACUUGGGCCAGUUGGGCCUCCUGGUGUUAGAGGGACUGUGGGAGAAGCUGGACCUGAGGGCCCACCAGGUGAGCCUGGUCCUCCUGGCCCUCCGGGGCCUCCUGGGCACCUCACCGCUGCCCUUGGUGACAUCAUGGGACACUACGACGACGCCAUGGCGGAUCCCCUGCCAGAGUUCACCGAAGAUGAAGCAGCCCCUGACGACCACAACAAAACAGACCCGGGCGUCCACGCCACGCUCAAGUCCCUGAGCAGCCAGAUCGAGACCAUGCGCAGCCCCGACGGCUCCAGGAAACACCCAGCACGCACCUGCGAUGACCUGAGGCUGUGCCACCCCUCCCAGAGGAGCGGUGAGUACUGGAUUGAUCCUAACCAAGGGUGUGUUGAAGAUGCUAUAAAAGUGUACUGCAACAUGGAAACUGGGGAGACCUGCAUUCCUGCCAACCCGUCUACUGUGCCCCGCAAAACGUGGUGGGCCAGCAAGUCCUCUGACUUAAAGCCUGUUUGGUAUGGCCUUGAGAUGAACAGGGGAUCACAGUUCGUGUACGGGGAUACAGCUGUCACUCAGAUGACAUUCCUGCGCCUCCUGUCCAAGGAAGCUUCCCAGAACAUCACCUACCUUUGUAGAAACAGCGUUGGGUACAUGGAUGACCAGACAAAGAACCUGAAAAAAGCUGUGGUUCUGAAAGGGGCCAAUGACCUGGAGAUCAAGGCAGAGGGAAACAGCCGCUUCAGAUACACUGUUCUGCACGACAGUUGUUCUAAACGUAAUGGGAAUGUGGGCAAGACUGUUUUUGAGUACAGAACACAGAACGUGGCACGCUUGCCCAUCAUCGAUAUUGCACCGGUGGACGUUGGCAGCACCGACCAGGAAUUUGGAAUUGAAAUUGGGCCAGUUUGCUUUGUGUAA